UUAAUAAUGUCUCUACCAAGAAAGCAUGGGAACAAGGUUAACGUCGACUACAAAGCACGACUGGAACACAAGUUAUAUCUGGCUAGAGAAAAUCCAGAACCAAUAUUUGAUGUAUCCGAAUGUGCUUUAAAGCAUGUGCCAUCUGGUAUUUAUUCGCUAUGUAAAGUAUUCAGGAAGAAGGUGCUAUGGAUGUACAGUAAUAAAUUAACUUCACUCUCUGGUGGAGGUGCCUUAAGUGAUUUGUCAUUACUUGUUGUAUUAGAUAUUCAUGGAAACGAAUUUACCAAUUUACCACCUGACAUAAUGUGUCUUGUCUCUCUUAAGGAACUGUACUUGCAAGACAACAAUAUAAGAAAACUGCCAAAUGAAAUAGUGCACUUAAGUAAAUUAAACAUUCUAAAUGUUUCAAGGAAUAACUUGAAACAAUUACCAGAAACGAUAGGAACUUUAAGACAGCUCAUUACAUUGGACAUUAGUCAAAAUAAAUCCCUUCAUAAACUUCCUAAGUCCCUUGGCUAUGCGCAACAAUUGGCACAAUUAAAUAUCGAUGGAUUAAAUUUGUCGUAUCCACCUCAAGAUAUUUUAUAUGGAGGCACAGUAGUGAUCAUAGCAUUUUUGGCUAAUGAAAAUGGCAUUGAGUAUUUGCCAGAAGAAUCUGUUUCAGAUGUAGAAUUGUCAAAAAAUACAAGUUCAGAUGAUACCCAAGGAACAUAUAAUAAGAAUCAUGAUGUACAGGCAGCAUUACAGAAGCUAGCAAAAAUGAAGGAACAUCGUCAAAACGCGUUAUUAGAAGUUGAGAAAAAUAUGAAACAACAACAGGAAUACGAAAUUGGAAUUCAUUCCAUGUUGAAAGAACACAGAAAAAAGCUUUUGGAAGACCUUGCUUUAGAACAAUCACAGUUACUAGACGAAUUACAAAAAGUACAACAAGAAAGAAAUUCUAACAGUGCACGUUUACUAUCUUAUAUUUAUAAUGCUGAAAAAGAAGCAAAUAACGUAAUUAAGGAAUUUCUGAGAAAUAGCGAACAGGAAAGACAAAGUCAAGCGGAAUUACUAAAACGCGAAAAACAAGAAGAAAUUCAAUUAUUAUUAUCUUGUCAUUCAGAACAGUUCAUGUUUCGUACAAAAGAUACUCUUCUUUCAAUGGAGAAAUUAUUGGAAGAAGAACUCCAUAGAACCAGAAAAUUAGAAGAAUAUAGUAAACACAGAGAUUAUGCUGCACAAUCUUUGCUCACACUAGAAGUUAGAAACAAUGAUCAUUUAGCACAAAUAGUGCAGAGUCAAGAGAGGAACAGACAAGAUUUAGUCGAUACAUUAAAACAAGAUGAAGUUUUACAAAAAGCUGCUGUUGCUGCAUUAUUGGAACGUAGCGACGCACGUUCGUGGAGUAUUAUGCAACAAGUAAACUUGGUACAAUUGCAAUUAGCUGCUCUUACAAACAUUGAAUUGGAGAAAAGAAAACUAGAAAUGAACCAACAGUUGAAUGAAAUAGCUGAGAAAAGGGUCGCUUUAAGCGCUAUUCUGAUGAAUCUGUUGGAACAACAGAAAAGUAGAAGAAAUCAACUUUUAGAAACGAUUAAUAAUAUUGAGCACCAACGCACCAUCAAUAAUUCUAGAAGAAACAGUCAAUUUUGGUUGAUGCAGUACCAGUCUUUAAUGGAAGCACGACCUCAGGGUUUAUUAGAAAUGCUAGAUCCUAUGCUAGUGCGACAUGUUGCAAUAGCAGGAGCGCUACAUUAUUUGCCAUUUUUAGCUUCCCUACCAUCAUUACUUCCGGAUCUUACUGAUGAGCAAUUAGAAACUAUCGGAAUACACUGUGAAGCAGAUCGCGCUGCUAUAAGACUUGCGGUUGAAAAUUAUUUAGCAGAAAUAAAACUUAACGAACAUAGAACACCUGUAACACCUUCUGCACCGCCCGAAGAAGCAUGUACAAGUUCUAAUUACGAAGAAUCGAAUCCUAUUCAAAGUAUUAAUACUGCCGAAUGUGUGAUUUGUCUCGAUUUACAAUGUGAAGUAAUUUUUCUACCAUGUGGACACCUUUGUUGCUGUUCAGGUUGUGCAAAUAUGGUUUCUUCAGAUUGUCCAAUGUGUAGAAGUACUAUAGAACACAAAAUUCACGUUAUAAAGCCUUAAAGUAUCAACUCAAUUUUUUAUAUAUAAUACCACCUAGAUUAAUUAUCUUUAAUGUUCUAUUAUUUUAAUUAUAUUUUUAAUUAUUUUAAUUAUAUGCGUUUAUUAUUUGAAAGUUUAUACAAAAGGAGUUAAGUUAUAGCAUAUAUUUAUAUAUUUUGGAUAUUCCCGUUUACAGAACUGGUAGUUCAUAAAACAUCAUAUUUAUAGUUGUCCCAUAAAAAUUGUUU
Messenger RNA from Osmia lignaria (orchard mason bee), 2360 nucleotides. RefSeq names its product E3 ubiquitin-protein ligase LRSAM1. The record is from RefSeq and is a predicted model, not a curated record. Gene Ontology annotation, cellular component: cytoplasm. NCBI's taxonomy places the organism in Eukaryota, Metazoa, Arthropoda, Insecta, Hymenoptera, Megachilidae. Gene Ontology annotation, molecular function: protein binding.